AUGAGUAAGCAGGAAGAAAAGAAUGGAGUGGAGAGGAAGUUGGAGAUGAGCUACAGCACCAUCAAUAAGAUGCGGUUAGAGAAGAAGUUCUGUGACGUUCUCAUCACAGUGAAUGGUGUCGAGUUCCACGCACACAAGAUCAUCCUGUGUGCCUGCAGCAAAUACUUCACGACUCUGUUCACUAACAGCUGCUACCCUCUAGAUAAGCACGAGUACAGCGUUCCUGACAUUUCCUCUGAGAUAAUGGAGCUGAUCAUGGAGUACGCGUACACAUACCAUGUUAACAUCACGAAGGAAAACGUGCAUGAGCUACUGAUCGCUGCUGAUUAUCUGGAGGUGAGCAGCCUGAUCAACGACUGCUGCACGUUCCUGAAGGCUCAGCUGUGUCUGGAGAACUGCAUUGGCAUCUGGGGUUUCGCUCGCUUUCAUGUCUUUGAGAAGUUGAAGCAGCAGGCCUUCCAGUUUAUCUUGCACAACUUUGAGGAGAUGGUGCGCGUCUCUGAGGAGUUCCUGGAGCUGACGGUUGAGCAGCUCACUGAGAUUAUCGAGAAUGACGAGCUGAACGUGAAGCAGGAGAACGUGGUGUUCGAGACCAUCUUAAAGUGGAUCAGACACGAGCCAGAGAAUCGGAACACACACAUGGCAGUGUUACUGCCCAAGGUGCGUUUGGCGCUACUGACACACGAUUACUUUAUGAAUAACGUGAAGAACAAUGCUUUAGUGAAGGACAAUGCAGCAUGUAAGCCUAUCAUCAUCAGAGCUCUGAAGAGCAUCCAUGGGCUCAACGAGAAUGAAUCUCUCAGUUCUGACUUCACGCGGCGCCGCCUCCCCAGUGCCAUUCUGCUGGCUAUCGGUGGUUGGAGCAACAGGGGUCCCACCAAUGCCAUAGAAGCAUAUGAUACACGAGCAAAGCGCUGGGUCAAAGUGAUGUGCCAUGAUGAGAGUCCACGAACCUAUCACGGGACGGUGUAUCUGAAUGGCUUCAUGUACUGCGUCGGAGGAUUUGAUGGUAAUAUUUACUUCAACACUGUGAGAAGGUUUGACCCCAUCACCAGAACCUGGGCUCAGGUGAGCCCCAUGCACUUUCGUCGGUGUUACGUGAGUGUGUGUGAGUUGGAGGGUUGUAUUUAUGCAAUGGGAGGAUAUGAUGGUCACGAACGGCAUAGCACAGCUGAGCGAUAUGAACCUGAGAAUAAUCAGUGGAGUAUGAUAGCACCGAUGAAUGAAACAAGAAGCGACGCAAGUGCUACAGCGCUGAACGGCAAAGUGUACAUAUGCGGAGGGUUUGACGGGAACGAGUGUUUGUUCACGGCAGAGUAUUACAGUCCUGAGACAGACCAGUGGACUCUCAUCCCCCACAUGAGGAGCAGAAGGAGUGGAGUGGGUGUGGUCUCAUAUGAUGGACAGGUUUACGCUGUUGGUGGAUUUGAUGGUGUUAUUCGUCAUCGAAAUGCAGAGGCGUAUAAUCCUCAGACUAAUUCAUGGGGAGACGCUCCAUCCAUGAUCAAACCGCGCAGCAACUUCGGCAUUGAGGUGGUGGACGAUCUCCUGUUUGUUGUUGGAGGAUAUAACGGCGUUCAAACCACCAAUAAAGUGGAGUGUUACGAUAAGAAAACUGCUGCAUGGCGUGCAGUCAAAGACAUGAAAGUUUUACGUAGCGCUCUGAGCUGCUGCGUGCUGUUUGGUUUACCCAACAUGGCCGAGUAUGCCGCACCCCGAGACAAAGUCCCCCAGAGUUCUCGGAGAACGAGCAGGUCCCUCACACCUCCUGCCUAA
This is a messenger RNA of Neoarius graeffei (lesser salmon catfish), 1776 nucleotides long. Its product is annotated as kelch-like protein 10. The transcript has a single exon. The coding region runs from base 1 to 1776 and encodes 591 amino acids. NCBI's taxonomy places the organism in Eukaryota, Metazoa, Chordata, Actinopteri, Siluriformes, Ariidae. The record is from RefSeq and is a predicted model, not a curated record. Gene Ontology annotation, molecular function: protein binding.